Molecule: messenger RNA, 4026 nt
Organism: Cololabis saira (Pacific saury)
Lineage: Eukaryota; Metazoa; Chordata; Actinopteri; Beloniformes; Belonidae
Gene: ccdc142
Product: coiled-coil domain containing 142
Exons: 18
Coding region: 157-3837 (1226 amino acids)
Source: RefSeq, a predicted model, not a curated record
UCUAUGGUGGUGAUAUUCCAACUGGGGUUAAAAUAAACCGUGUUUUCCUCUUUAUCCCGGAUUAACUAGCUCGUUUCUGAACAUGCAAGAGUCUCAUCAAACGGGUGUGACCUAUUUAUGGGAGCGGAGACGGUGAGAUACAGCUGAGGAGUCUGGAUGGAUCAGGACCAGCCACGCAGGCAGAGAGAUUCUAGUCCAGGGUCUGGUCCAACAGCAGAUUGGGAGUCAUCGGGUCCAGAGAAGGAGCAGAGGAAAUGCAGUUCCUGCACAGUGACAGAUGACCUGAGCAUAAGUGGUAACCGGUCCCAGAGCUCCAUCUGCCGUUGUUGGCAGCGAGCGGAGCUUCUCCUGCGCAGCACCUUGAAUCCUGGUCUGAGGUGGCUGCUCCACGAGCAGAACCAGAGUGAGGAAGAGGAGAACUUUGUAGCCGCUCACAACCUGGUGUCCCGGUCUUCCAGCCGUCUGCAGCGUCUGCAGCACUUUCUCCUGACCAUGACGGUCCAGUGGCAGCUGGUGGGAGGAACACAGGCGGGAGGGCCUAAGGUGUGUGUGAAGGGUCUUCAGGAUGAAGGGGAUGUCCUCCUCCUGCACUCCUCCUCCUCCCUUCAGCAGCAGUACAGAGCUCUGGUGAAGCUUCUGGAGCAGCGGUCUGUGCUGCUCUUCAUCCACGAGUACACCCGGCGGGUCCGCCUGGCUGCAGCUUACCUGUCCAGAGUGAAGCAGCUGCUGGAGCUGCAGGUGAAGGAACCGAACUGUGGACACCAGCAGAAUCCAUCCAGCUGCUCUCCAUUUCGGGUGGGUGUGUCCUCCCUGAGCCAGGAGCUCCGGGUCAACCUGAACCACUGGUUCUGUCUCCUCUCCAGAGUCCACUCUGACCCCUACCUGAGAGGGGCCAUGGCUCAUCACACAGGCCUGCUGGAGAACAUGAGAUGGACUCUGGACUUGCUCAGUCUGCAGAUUCUGGUUGUGAUGGAGCGAUACGUGAAUGCUGUUCUGUCUACUGUGGCCCAGACCGGUUCAGAUUCCCUCCCAAGGGAAGUCCUAGAAGACGUUUUAGCAGGUACAGAGUUGUAUAACCAGGCGGUGGAGGAGCACCGAGUGCAACACAGCGCCCCCAAACGGAGGGUGGUGUUACUGCAGCAGGUCAAUGAUUCCACAGGGUUGCCCAGACGAGUCUUUGGAAGACCUCAAGCUGUAUCAGUCAAAGAGCUCAUCAGCAUUCUGGCCACGCGUCACGCACAAACGGCAAUCAAUCAGCUCCUCUGCUGGACUUUUGAACAGAGCUGCCAGUUGUGCAAGGCCGUGCCCAGCCACGGAGCUGACAACGAUGAUCCAAGAGAUAACUCAACUCUGAUGAGCAAGCGGACCCGGGAACAGAUGCAAAAUAUCUACCUCAAUUCAUCCUCUCCGUUUAAUAAUAACCAGCCCUCCAGGAAGUCCUCGUCUCUUGACACUAAGGGUAACACAUGUCCCGCUUCCACGCCCAACCGUCCAUUUGACACCAUCAAGGAACAUCACCCGUACAGGAAAAGCAACAGCUGCCAGUGCCAAACAUGCCCAUCCCAGUACGGUCCCAGUCAGACCAGUGUGGAAAUGUUAGACUCAUUCCAACGCUAUCCACCAAAAAAAACAACUUCAGAAGACUCUGAACCCUUCUGGACCAAUUGCACCUCUCCACCUUCCUCCCAUCAUCUCUCAACCCCACCUCAAUCAGGGCAGUUGGAGCAGUCCUCAGCAGAACUGCUGUUUCAGGUGCUGGCUUCCUCCAGUGACCUGCUGGUUCCACUGAUGCCUCACAGGCCAGCAGGAGAAGCAGCAGGAGAAGCAGCAGGAGAACCAGCAGGAGAACCAGCAGGAGAACCAGCAGGAGAACCAGUGGAACCGCUGCUCCCAGUCACAGCAGCAGGUACGCUCAACUGGAAGGCUGAAACAGUCCAAUCUGCCCUUCCGGUCAUCAACACCAACCACUUACAGGUUCUGGAAGGAGAUGGUGAAAAAGUGAAUAGUUGCCAGAAUGUGAAGGGGCAUCAUCUGGACCAGGCCGAAAUGGAGCAGAAUGUGGAGGGAUAUCAGCCGGACCAGGCCAAAUCGGACCAGAAUGCAGAGGGGCGUCGGGCAGACCAGGAUGAGCUGGAUUUGGCAGGACGGGUACAGGUUCUUGACUGUUCUGGUCCUCAGAGGGACGAUUAUUCUGACCACCAGGACAGACUGGUGACCACGGCAGCACCUGUUCCAGACUGUGCUCGCUGGCCUCUCUCUGUUCAGUGGCUGGACCUGGGUCGGACCCUGGUCCUGGCCGACCUGCUGGGCCAGUAUCAAGCUCUUUUAAGGACUCUCUGCAGCAAAGCCUUCUGGUUAAAACUGCAUGUACCCUCACCAGGAAGUUCUCUAGGCAGCAUCAACCUCCAGGACGACCACACCGGUGUCCAGAUGCUACACAGGAUCAGCCGAGCUUCAGAGACAGGUCUGCUCUCACAGGAGUCCAGGACCAUGCUGCAGGACCUCAGUGUCCACGUGCUCAUCCUCUCUGCUCACGCUCACUGGGACCACGUGAUGUGCAGAACUCUGAGUUCAGGUCUGAAGGACAAGUGUCUGAGAGGUGAAGGUGGUGAUCAUGUGACCUCCACAUCGGAGCAGGGUGGAGGUGGAGGGGGAGGUGGAGGUGGAGUCACGUCACGAACCAUGGAGAACUUCUUACGUCUGCUCCAGCCGCUGCUGUCAUCUCUGAGCCGCCACGCAGAGACACCCAUGCUGGGUGUGUCCAGCUGUGCUCUGCAGCGGCGGACCGUGUCUCUGCUGCUGGCCUCCAUGCAGACGUCCUCCUGCUGGCUGGGCUCCAAGGCCCUGCAGUUCCUGUCGUCAUGGAGCCUGCAGAAGUUCCUGCUGAUCACCCAGGGAGACCUCCGGGUUUGGACUGAGUGCUUACUCCCGGUGGUCGUGACCACCAGGACCCUGGUGGGGAGCUGGAGCUCUGAUCAGUCCACCGUCUGCAACCACAGCCGGCGUCUGCUGCAGCAGCAGCUGCACGCUCUGGAGGAAGCUGCAUCCCAGCUGCAGGCCUUCUCCUCUCUGGUGCUGACCAGCUUCUCCCUGCACUGCAAACUCCUGUCCAGGGACGUGUUUGAGCAGGGCAUGCCCUCAGCCAACUGGAGGCCCCGCCACACAGGAUUACCCAGCAGCCCCAGCGCGUACGCGUCCAGGGCAGCUCAGUCUGUGAUCGGUCCGGUUCUGGAGUGUGUGGCUCCAUUGUCUGAUGACGCCCAAGUCCAGGCCCUGAGUGUCACCAUGACGGCCUUCAUGGAGGCCUGGAUGGAGCACAUCCUGAAGAACAAGAUCAAGUUCAGUCUCCAGGGGGCCCUGCAGCUGAAGACGGACUUCGACUCCGUCAGAGAAAUGAUCCAGUCAGAGAAGUGGGGACUGUCUUCAGAGCUGCACCAGAGCCUGCUGGGCCUGAGGGUUUUCCAGCAGGUGGACUGGGCCGUCCUGUGUCUGCUGAGUCGUCCCCAGAACCAGAGCUGCCGCCGCUGUGACGCCUGGACGCCGUUCAGACGCUGCUGUCCUGCCAGCAGGAACAGGGACAGCCUGGACUGUGAGGGAGGAGCCGUCAUGACCCUGGGCUGCAUGGAGACUGAAGACCCGGCUCUGGCUGGUGCUGGUCCCCCCUCAGGGACCGCUACCCUCCCACCGGUCCACCCCUCAUCCCCCGCAGAGCCCUACCUGGCUCCCAGUGCAGCUCUGGGUUCAGCCCAGCAGGACUGGCUGGACCUCCGGGUCCAGAACGGCACCGUCCGCUGGAGGUUGAUGGGACUGCAGUGUCUGUGCAGGACGGAGCCGUGAUACCAUCCUGGACCUGAUCCUGGACCAGAAUCAACGGUUUAAUCCUGGACCAGAACCAUCUCUUUAAUCCUGGACCAGAACCAUCGGUUUAAUCUACUAAUAAAGUGCUGUUGUCAUGCUGAUUCAUGUUCCUGGUGUUCUCUUGAAGUGUGGAGGAAAGACGUGAGCAGCCGUGUUCUUCACACAAAC